Molecule: messenger RNA, 225 nt
Organism: Dioszegia hungarica
Lineage: Eukaryota; Fungi; Basidiomycota; Tremellomycetes; Tremellales; Bulleribasidiaceae
Exons: 3
Coding region: 1-225 (74 amino acids)
Source: RefSeq, a predicted model, not a curated record
AUGGACAAUCUCGGUGUCUCUCCCACUGACUUCGACCCUCUUCCCCGCGACCCCAUCGAGCUUCCGCCGCACUAUAAGAACGCCAAGGACGGGUCUGUCAUGUGCAAGGCGCACGCCAACCCGAGUUGCAAGUCGUGCUUCGGCUGGAAGAAGCAGAUCAACAAGCUCCACAAAGAGGGCAAGAAGGUCGCCAAGAAGACCAAGCCCAGCGGUUCCAACUUCUAG